AUGAAGACGACGAACGCCCGCGGCCAGGCUUUCAAGACACCUCUUCCUCAGCAGACAGCCAAGCCAGAGAAGACGUUGAAGAAGGCCUCGACCGGCAGGCGUUCAGCCAAAUCGAAGAUUGUGGUUGCGCCAACAGAGCCCGUAAAUGCGGAUGUGUUGAAGGAACUCGAGGAGCAAGACGAUGAACCAGAUUUCGGAUACGCCCCGCCACCUGUUGCCGACCUUCCUGACCCACCGAUAGACUUUGGCUACGAUGACACUUUCCCGCAAUUUCAAGGCAAAAACUUCUUCAAUGGAUAUGGAGAGAUCUACUGCACAUCACCAACGGAUGACAAUGGCGUUUCACUUCGGCAGAAGAAAUUGGCGAGACAGCAGAAGCUCAAAGAAGAGAUGGAGGCAAAAGCUUCCGAGCCCAUAGUGUUUCCAAAGCUACCCACAGAUGAGGAGCUGGACGCAGAAGUCGAUCAGAUGCUUGCGGCCGGGCCAAAGUCGCGACUGGACACAGCCAAAGCCAGAUCAGCCGCUUCGGUCCUGUCAGAGCCUGGGAUCAGGCUUCCUUCGGCUGCGUUGAAAGGCACAAAGGCCUCUGAUCAGAAGCGGAAACCACUCAGCAACAUCACCACAUCGUCUCCAGCGCCAUCUUCAGUAUCGAAGAACACCAUUGGAUUCCCGAAGGCUAGGAAGGCACCUUCAAUUCUUCCCGCGGCGGAUCAAAUACGCCAGAAGAAAGUGGCUUCCAAGCCCAUUCCGAUUGAGCAAUCUUCAAUCCACCCGAGAGACUUCGUCCAGCUCUAUGGUCAACCACCGAUCGGAAGUAGUAUGUGGGAUCGCUUGAAACAAUAUGAGCUUCUGGAAGAGCAAGACAUCGCCAACGGAGUUUCAGACACGCUAUUUGACACCGACUUUCUUGGAGCCGAGGAGCCAGAUCUCGCUUUGAAAGACGAUGGGGUGGUUUUUCAGCUAAAUACGCCGGAAGACUGA
Molecule: messenger RNA, 981 nt
Organism: Cyphellophora attinorum
Lineage: Eukaryota; Fungi; Ascomycota; Eurotiomycetes; Chaetothyriales; Cyphellophoraceae
Exons: 1
Coding region: 1-981 (326 amino acids)
Source: RefSeq, a predicted model, not a curated record